AUGAACCAGCAAAAAGCUCACAUCUUGAUCUUUCCAUACCCUUCACAGGGACACAUGGUGCCUCUGCUGAAUUUCACCCAUCAACUCUCAAUCCGUGGCCUUGACAUAACCAUAUUAAUCACCCCAAAAAACCUUCAUCUCUUAUCCCCAAUCCUUUCGGAAAACCCAUCUAUUCAGACCCUCGUUUGCCCUUUUCCGGAGCACCCUUCAAUCCCCGCCGGAGUCGAAAACACCAAGGACCUUCCCCUCGAUGCAUUCCGGGCUAUGAUGAUUGCCUUAACCCGGCUUUCCGACCCGGUUAAGCUGUGGUUCCAUUCGCAUCCUUCUCCACCGACGGCAAUCGUUUUCGAUUUCUUUCUGGGUUGGACAAAUGGCCUCGCCGCCGAGCUCGGAAUUCCCGGGUAUGUUUUCUCUCCAUCUGGUGGGUUGGCGUUGUCUGUAAUUUUCUCCCUUUGGCGCGAUUUUCCAAGAAAAGAAAAUCCCGGAAACGAGAAUGAAUUGAUUCAUUUCCCGAAACUCCCAAAUAGCCCAGCUUAUCCAUGGCGGCAAUUAUCCACCGUUUACCGUGAUUACAUAGCAAACGAGAACAACCCUGUUCAUGAAACAAUCAAGGCUAGUUUUCUUUCUAAUUUAGCUAGUUUUGGUCUUGUGAUUAACACGGUAACUGAAUUGGAGAAAACAUAUUUGGAUCAUCUUAAGGAGUCUUUGGGUCAUAACAGGGUGUGGGCUGUUGGUCCUAUAUUGCCACCACCUGAGAAUCAUCAUCAAUCUCAAUCUGUCCCACCUGGAUCUAGUUCAAUUCCAGCUAGUGAAGUUUUAGAAUGGUUAGAUAACUGUAAGGUUGAUAAUUCUGUUGUUUAUGUGUGUUUUGGGACUCAAUUUGCGCUGUCUCGUGACCAAAUGGAGGCUUUAACUUCGGCUUUGGAGAAGAGUGGAGUUAGAUUCAUUUUGUCAAUUAAGGGUCCAACAAAAGGAAAUGAAGGAAGUGAAAAUGAUGAAAUAAUUCCAUCUGGUUUUGAAGAAAGAGUGGCUGGAAGAGGCCUAGUGAACAGGGGUUUGGCGCCACAGUUUGCCAAUGCAACUUUGAUUGUGGAUGAGUUGAAGGUUGGAUGCAGAGUUUGUGAAGGUAAUCAAACCGUGCCGGAUUCGGAUAAACUGGCUGGUAUUUUGGCUAAAGGUGUAGGAGAUUUUGAGGCGGAGAGGAGAAGAGCCCUGGAAUUUCAGAGAGCAGCUUUGGGUGCACUCAAACAAGGGCGAAUUGAAGUUUUUGACGCAUUCUUGCCUCUAGAUACGUGGAAAUCGUUAUUUGAAAGAGUUGUUCAUGAGAUAUCGAAGUUGAUUUAUAAGUAUUUUAGUAUGUUAUCAAUGGCACGUAAUGUAUCAUACAUGCUUAAUUUGUAUCAUACAAAUGAGAAUUACUGGAUUGUUGGCUUCAAUGCUACUAAGCUGUUUUGCGUGGUUUGCAAAUCUCCUAGUUCAUUCCCACAGACCACUCCCAAGCCACUUCUCACUCUGUUGGAUCUCUCAGUCCCUCUUGCCACUUCUGAUCUUGGAGCAGAAAGCCUUGAGAAUGAAUUUGUACUGAAUAACAUGCAUCUCUUCCAGGUUCAGAAAAAAAUUGAGGAAGCUGCAUCUGUUGGUCAAGAUACAGGAUCUCUAGAUGAUGAAGCAUUUAACACUGAAGCAGCUCUUGAUAGAUGCAUCUUGAGGCUUAUUGCAUCAUGUUGCAAUGGUGAUAAGCUUGUGAGAGCUACAGAACUUGUGAAGCUUUUGUCUAUGGAAAAAUCUGUAAGAGGAGCCAUAAAGCUGGUUACUGCAUUGAAGUUGCCAAACUUGGCUGACCGUUUCAAUUGCAUACUGGAGGAAAGGUUAAUGAAUGAAGCGAGAGAAAGCGCAAUCCAUCCAAAAUGUAAUACUCCCCUCCAGGCUCCUGAUUCUUUUUUUCGACCUGCUCUAGCUGAGAGCAGUAAGCAAAAAGAAGACACCGUGUCUCCAUUUCCGCCCCAAAGAUCAUCAUUCACUGCCUGUCAAAGAAAAGGCAUAGAAGAAGAGCAGUCUAAAGACAAAAAGGGUAAAGAACCAAUUCAAGCUACAAAAUCCGAGAAACCUGUGGAGGUGAAGAGUCCUGUGAAACCGAAGAUUCUUAGAGAAGCAACAAGUCUAGCAAAGCAACCCGAAGAUAGCCCCAUAACCUCUAACCGUCCAUCUAAUCCGUUUGCGAAAAAAUCAAACGGGCAAGAAAACUCUUCUCUGUUGAAUUCUCUAAAGAAAAUAAAGACUGAGAACCAGGGGAAAAGAUAA
This is a messenger RNA of Oldenlandia corymbosa var. corymbosa, 2301 nucleotides long. Lineage: Eukaryota; Viridiplantae; Streptophyta; Magnoliopsida; Gentianales; Rubiaceae. The record is from the annotation of a GenBank genome assembly.